AUGUCCUCCACAGAUCCCGCCAAAGUCACUAGACACCUCCGCAUAGGCGUCGACGUCGGCGGCACCAACACAGACGGCGUCAUCCUCGACCCCCUCCAGGCCUCGUCCCCAGGCAAGGGCAUCCUCGCAUGGCACAAAGCCCUCACGACGACAAACCCCAGUGUCGGAAUCAACGAUGCCAUCACCGCCAUGUUCAAGUCCGCGGCCAUCAGUCCGUCCGAGGUCGUCAGCGUAACCAUUGGCACGACGCACUUCGUCAAUGCCGUCGUUGAACGAGAUGCCUCGCGACUGGCUGCUGUGGCUGUCCUCAGGCUCUGUGGGCCUUUUUCGAAGCAUGCGCCUCCUUGUGUGGAUUGGCCGGAUGACAUGAGGCAGAUGUUUCUGGGCCAUUACGCACUGCUCAAGGGGGGCUUGGAGGUGGAUGGCAACCUCAUUUCAGACAUUGAUGAGCGAGAGAUCAGAGAGCAGUGUGCGAUUAUCCGUGAAAAGGGCAUCAAGAGCGUUGUUGUCAAUGGAGUUUUCAGCCCCAUAGACACUGUAGAGAGACAGGAGGAGAGAGCUGCAGCCAUCGUCAAGGCAGAGAUGCCUGGGUGCGAUGUUGUUUGUUCCAAGGACGUCGCCAACCUGGGAUUCCUGGAGCGAGAAAAUGCCGCCAUCCUGAAUGCUUCCAUCCUUUCCUUCGCGAGAAGAACUAUCAAGAGUUUUCAGGAGCCAAUCAAGCGCCUGGGCCUACACUGUCCCGUCUUCAUUACGCAAAAUGACGGCACCGUCUUGUCAGGAGAAAUGGCGGCAAAGCUACCCAUCAGGACCUUUUCAAGUGGCCCGACAAACAGCAUGAGGGGCGCGGCCUUCCUUGCCCAGGGCCAGAUAUCCGAAGCUGUCAUGGUAGUCGACAUUGGGGGAACAACGACGGACGUCGGGCUGCUUCACGCAAAUGGCUUCCCUCGGCAGCAGGCUGCUUACAGCGACCUUGCGGGUAUUCGGGUGAAUUUCUCCUGUCCCGAUAUCAAGAGCAUUGGCCUGGGGGGAGGAUCUAUCGUCAGAAAGACAGACAGAGGCCUCACCGUCGGACCGGAUAGCGUUGGGCACAAGCUUCAGCAAGAGGCGGUUAUAUUUGGCGGCAGUACUAUAACUGCUACGGACUGCAUGGUCCAGGCAGAUCCUGAUUUGGGCAUUGGCAAUGCUGAACUUGCCAAGAAUAUUCUGACUGACGAGCAGCUGGGCAUUUUCAAAGAAGCUCUUCGGAGCAAGAUCGAAAAGGCCAUUGACAAGAUGAAAACUUCUCCUGCCGACAUCCCCGUGUUGCUUGUCGGCGGCGGAGCUAUACUAUCGCCCAACAAGCUCAGGGGCGCAAGUCGAGUGUUCAAGCCCGAAUGGUCACAAGUCGCAAACGCAAUCGGAGCAGCCAUGGCCAGAGUCAGCGCAGUUGUGGACACUGUCAAGUCCACCGAGCACCGGUCCAAUGCUCAGUUACUGGAGGAAAUUAGCAAGGAAGCUAUUGAGAGGACGAUAGCUGCUGGGGCAUCGCGUGCAUCGGUGGAGGUUGUGGAAAAGGAAGCCCUCCCACUCCAGUAUAUCGCUCACAAGACGAGAUUCAUCGUUCGUGCAGCAGGCGAUUUUGACCUGGCAAAGGUCCAGGCACAGGAAGUCACAGGAGAAGAUGAUGAAGAGCGUGAUAAUAACAUGAGCGAGUAUGAGAGAUUGCCACAGCGAGCAGAGACUACACCCAAGCAGCAUACAAUUACAGACAUCGACAUCGACAUCUCUACGUAUAAGCCAACGGUCAAGAACCGCGUGUGGUAUAUCUCAGAGACCGACGCCGAAUGGAUCGCCACGGGCUGCUACAUUCUUGGAACCGGUGGCGGAGGGUCCCCUUAUUCUCACCUAGUACGUCUCAAGCAGGAGCUCCGUAAAGGUGCCAUUGUGAGGGUUGUGAAUCCGCACGAUCUUGCCGACAAUGAUCAGGUCGGCUGUGGAGGAGGCGUGGGCAGCCCUACUGUUGGCAUAGAGAAGCUGCCCGCCGACGAGCUUCUGGAAGCCCAAACGGAGCUGUUCAGAGUGUGUCCCAACCCGGCCACUCACAUGAUUUCCAUUGAGAUUGGAGGCGGUAAUGGCCUUCAAGCAAUGAUACUCGGCGCAAGCACGAAUAUGAACCUACCCGCCGUGGAUGGGGACUGGAUGGGACGGGCUUAUCCGACAAAGUGGCAGACAACUCCCGUGGUGUUCAACGAACGGUCGCCCAUCUGGUCUCCCAUCGCCAUGUCUGACGGCAAUGGCAAUGUUGUUGUCAUGCCAAAGGCAACUUCUGAUCUUGCCGUUGAGCGCAUCCUUCGAGCGGCUCUUGCACAGAUGGGAUCAUCCACGGGCUGUGCCGAGUCGCCGGUGACAGGGGCAGAGACGAAGCGGUGGGUAGUGGAACACACCAUUUCCCAGGCCUGGAGAAUCGGGAGAGGCGUUGCUCGAGCCAGAAGAGAGAACAGAGUCGACAACGUAGCUGAGUCCAUCAUCGAAGAGUGUGGCGGGAAAGGCGCUGGACGAGUCCUUUGGAAGGGCAAGAUUGUCGGCGUUGAGAGGACGCUGAGGGGAGGCUACGUGUAUGGUGAGUGCUUUAUUGAGGGCGUCGAUGUAAGGCAGGACGACGACGGCCUCCAGCAAGACGGCGCCGCUCCGCCGUCCUUCCAAGGCAGGAUCAAGAUUCCCUUCAAGAACGAGAACAUUGCCGCUCUCCGGGUCCGAGACGACGGGCAAGACGAUCAGCAGGAGGACGUCCUUGCCAUUGCCCCGGACCUCAUCACCGUCAUUGACGCGCAAAACGGCGAGGCUAUCGGCACUCCUGAGUACAGAUACGGGCUGCUGGUGGUUGUCUUGGGGCUGGCGGCCAGUGACAAAUGGACGGGGAGCCAGAGGGGGAUCGAGCUCGGGGGUCCGGCGGGAUUCGGGAUUGACCACCUCGCGUUUCGUCCGCUGGGUGCGUUUGUGAAGCCGAGGAGCGUGAUUGAUGAGUUUGAUGGACUUUUUUGA
This is a messenger RNA of Trichoderma citrinoviride, 3021 nucleotides long. RefSeq lists its product as hypothetical. NCBI's taxonomy places the organism in Eukaryota, Fungi, Ascomycota, Sordariomycetes, Hypocreales, Hypocreaceae. Gene Ontology annotation, biological process: glutathione metabolic process. The transcript is spliced from 2 exons. Gene Ontology annotation, cellular component: cytosol. Gene Ontology annotation, molecular function: 5-oxoprolinase (ATP-hydrolyzing) activity. Bases 1 to 3021 code for a protein of 1006 amino acids. The record is from RefSeq and is a predicted model, not a curated record.